GUCUGGCAAUUCCAUGAUUCCUGUGGCCAUUGGACCGCCCUGCGUCCAGGCGCAGAAUGUCAAACUCCGGGCUGCAGGCUGGCAAACGCCUCGGAGGAAGAGACACGAAUGGUGAAAAAACACCGCCGGAUCGGAUCUCCCGCUACUGACCAGACCGCCGGACUCUCCCUUGCCCCCACCCCCUUGCCUGCCGUCCUGUCUGAGGCCAGGUAUACCUGCUGUACCCUACGUAUACAGAGGGCACCAUACAGAGUACAGGCAGACAUCCAUCGGUAUCCGAUAUCAAAAUUACGGGUACGGGCCAACGACCCACCCGCCCAAAUUUCAUACUUGAAGGAGCUUGAUUUCGUCGCAUCUGCUGGUCGUCUCGCCUUUUUUGUUUUUUUUUAUUCAGAUUUUAUUCUUAUUCUUCUGCUCCCCUCUUAUUUACCCCUGGAAUCCUUCUUCUUUCUGUCUCAUCUCUCUCAUCUCUCGCUUCCCUCCUCUUCCACUCCCCUCUGUUCUCCGGUAUAUAUACGACACCGCCUCAGGCACCACUCCUCCCUGCAAUAUCCAGCCGCCCCACCAAUCAGAGCCCUUCCACGAACUGCGCCGCCGGUUCCAGCGUCAUACAUUUCUUGUGCUGCCGGCUCUUUUUCCGUUCGCCUGUUAUAAGUGCAAUUCUCCUUUUUUCUUGUUUCCUCGACUUUACCCACACAAUGCUCUCUGCCGGGGAACGCCCUCAACCGCCUCUGGGCAAGAAUGCUGCCGUUAUAGACAUGGCUCGAAGCACCCCCGUCU
Molecule: messenger RNA, 780 nt
Organism: Aspergillus steynii IBT 23096
Lineage: Eukaryota; Fungi; Ascomycota; Eurotiomycetes; Eurotiales; Aspergillaceae
Exons: 1
Coding region: 109-654 (181 amino acids)
Source: RefSeq, a predicted model, not a curated record